Molecule: messenger RNA, 2554 nt
Organism: Emericellopsis atlantica
Lineage: Eukaryota; Fungi; Ascomycota; Sordariomycetes; Hypocreales; Bionectriaceae
Product: heat shock 70 kDa protein precursor
Exons: 2
Coding region: 199-2235 (678 amino acids)
Biological process (GO): protein refolding; cellular response to unfolded protein
Cellular component (GO): cytoplasm; mitochondrion
Molecular function (GO): misfolded protein binding; heat shock protein binding; ATP binding
Source: RefSeq, a predicted model, not a curated record
UUCCAUGACGGGGAGCUAAUUUUCCUCGGGUCAAAAACUUUCGCUGUUUCGAUCCCUUUCUCAUCAUCUCUUCCCAUCCUCUAUCACACCUGUAUUCUCCAUCAUCUCCCCCAACUUCUUCUCCCUCUCCAUCACGCGCGCCUUCAUCUUCUCUCUUCUUGUUGUUUUCAAUAGUAUACCCUUAAUCACACAACCAAUAUGCUCGCCUCGCGCUUCUCCCGAGCUCUGCCCAGGGCUUCGCCCAUCGCUGCUCGCUCAUCAGCAUUCACUCGCGCCCCUCUCGGCGCCAAGUUCGCUCGCUAUGAGUCCACAAACGCCGGCGAGACCGAGAAGGUGCAAGGCAGCGUGAUCGGUAUCGAUCUGGGAACCACAAACUCGGCUGUUGCCAUCAUGGAGGGCAAGGUCCCCAAGAUCAUCGAGAACGCCGAAGGUGCCCGUACCACUCCUUCCGUCGUCGCUUUCGCCGAGGACGGUGAGCGUCUUGUUGGUGUCGCUGCCAAGCGCCAGGCCGUCGUCAACCCUGAGAACACUCUCUUCGCCACCAAGCGUUUAAUAGGACGCAAGUUCAGCGAUAUUGAGGUCCAGCGCGAUAUCAAGGAGGUCCCCUACAAGAUUGUCCAGCACACCAACGGUGAUGCCUGGGUAGCUGCCCGUGGCCAGAACUACUCGCCUUCCCAGAUCGGUGGCUUCGUUCUCAACAAGAUGAAGGAGACUGCCGAGGCCUACUUGUCCAAGAAGGUCAAGAACGCCGUCGUCACUGUUCCCGCCUACUUCAACGACUCUCAGCGUCAGUCCACCAAGGAUGCCGGUCAGAUUGCUGGCCUGAACGUCCUCCGUGUUGUCAACGAGCCUACCGCUGCCGCUCUGGCCUACGGUCUCGAGAAGGAGGCCGACCGCGUCGUCGCUGUCUACGAUCUUGGUGGUGGCACCUUUGAUAUCUCCAUCCUCGAGAUCCAGAACGGUGUCUUCGAGGUCAAGGCCACCAACGGUGACACCCACCUUGGUGGUGAGGAUUUCGACAUCCACCUCGUCCGCCACAUGGUCGAGGACUUCAAGAAGACCUCCAGCAUUGACUUGUCUGGUGACCGCAUGGCUAUCCAGCGUAUCCGUGAGGCUGCCGAGAAGGCCAAGAUUGAGCUGUCCUCUUCUCUCCAGACUGACAUCAACCUUCCCUUCAUCACCGCUGACGCUUCCGGCCCUAAGCACAUCAACAUGAAGCUUACCCGUGCUCAGCUCGAGAAGAUGGUUGAUCCUCUCAUCAGCCGCACCAUCGACCCCGUCCGCAAGGCUCUCAAGGAUGCCAACCUCCAGGCCAAGGACAUUCAGGAGGUUAUCCUCGUCGGUGGUAUGACCCGCAUGCCCAAGGUCAGCGAGUCCGUCAAGAGCAUCUUCGGCCGUGACCCCGCCAAGUCUGUCAACCCCGAUGAGGCUGUCGCCAUUGGUGCUGCUAUCCAGGGUGCUGUUCUCUCUGGUGAGGUCAAGGACCUCCUCCUGCUCGAUGUUACCCCCCUGUCCCUGGGUAUUGAGACCCUCGGUGGCGUGUUCACUCGUCUGAUCAACCGCAACACCACCAUUCCCACCAAGAAGUCUCAGGUCUUCUCCACUGCCGCUGACUUCCAGACCGCCGUCGAGAUCAAGGUCUACCAGGGUGAGCGUGAGCUUGUCAAGGACAACAAGAUGCUCGGCAACUUCCAGCUGGUUGGCAUCCCUCCUGCCCACCGUGGUGUUCCCCAGGUCGAGGUUACCUUCGACAUUGAUGCCGACUCCAUUGUGCACGUCCACGCCAAGGACAAGUCCACCAACAAGGACCAGUCCAUUACUAUCGCCUCCGGCUCUGGUCUCUCCGACAAGGAGAUUGAGCAGAUGGUCGAGGACUCUGAGAAGUACGCUGAGGCCGAUAAGGACCGCAAGGCCGCCAUUGAGGCUGCCAACCGUGCCGACAGCGUUCUCAACGACACUGAGCGCGCUCUGAACGAGUACGCUGACAAGCUGGACAAGGCUGAGGCCGACGGUAUCAAGGAGAAGAUCACCACUCUCCGCGAGUUCAUCGCCACCAGCCAGGCUGGCGAGGGCACCGCUACUGCCACUGAGAUCAAGGAGAAGACCGACGAGCUCCAGAUGGCCAGCUUGAACCUCUUCGACAAGAUGCACAAGGCCCGCAACGAGGCUGGCGAGCAGCAGCAGGAGUCUGAGCAGCCCAAGGAGGGUGAGAAGAAGGACGAGAACAAGCCUUAAAAAAGCUUGUCACGUCUUCACCAAGCUCAUGCUUAUGUUUCCAAUGUUUGUGAGAAUAUGAGCGGCGUGUUGAGGAUUGCCUCGCCGCUCGAUGUAUCUAUCCUGUACUCAUACUUCCGCCUUACCUUUGCGUUACAUGUUUGCGCUUGCUUUUAAUACCACGGUUGGCGGAUUGGCGUUGGUGCAUCAAAACUUUGUUCCGAGGAACCUACGGAUUGUAUUACGAAACUUUUGGGCAAUGGUCCUCGGUGGGGUGGUUUGGAUUACUUGUACAAACAGCCAAGCUAGAUGAUAAUUUACCUUCCCCCCUCCUCACUAC